CCUCCUACUCCAACAGGGGGUAAACAGCUUAUGGAGCACUUCUCGACGAGUACCUGUUAGCGACUGCAGAAUCACCAGCAUUCACAGACAGGUUUCCCGAGCCCUGGAAUAUCCCUGGCUCUCAAUCCGCUGGCGCUCGCAUCGCCAUACACGUUUCCGGCCGUCACGGGAGACACUUGCUCCCCUUCAACAGCUACGAGCAUGACCCCAUUAUGCUGCGAUGAUCGACGCCAGGACGCUUCCAACAUCCCGCACGAGCAAGGCAGCACGAAUGCAGGGGCUGCCAACAUUGACUCUCCCAUGCGCGAUGUACCUUCUGAGCACCAUGGCAAAAGACCUUCACUGUACGGAAGUCUGAGUUUCGCGCUGGCAUCUACUCUUCGCAAACGACUUGUGAGCGCAACCCGUCGAAUCAUUGAUCGCGUGGGCGAAGAAGUCUUCCUCCCUGCUCCGAGUCCGCCGCUCCCUCCUACCACGAUCGUGACACCCCCGUCUCCUACGCUUUUGGACGAGCCUGGUGAAGACGAGGCAGCUGCUCAAGAGGAAGCUGCCGAAGCUCUCGUGAUGCUCAAUACUGGCAUGUCUGCGACCAGCAUCGCUUCACAAUUGACCGAAGAUCUGAGCGAGCCGGACGAAGAUGACACCACUCUCAUCGAACUGCCGGAAACCGGUAGUCUUCCGCAAAGAUGGAAGGCCUUAUUUCUUGACACAGACUCCGACCCGACAACAUUGCCGUGUCCGUACGACAUGGCUCCUGCGUUCGUGCUCGACGACAACGAUGACCAGCAUAUCUCAGCAUUACGCAUAUCGCCGCGGAAAAGGAGGAAGAGAAUAUCUAUCCGCCGUUCGCCGAAGAAGGUGCCACUACCACCUCCUGGAGCACUUGAAAUCGACCCUGCGUUCUCUCCGCCGAACUCUCCGCCGUCCAUUCCGAUUCCGCAUCCUACGGAGCUCCUGAACACAGGAGAAUGCCAAUCAGAGCAUCCGUACUCUCCCGGUGAUGCAUCCUCAAUCCGCCGUGUCAGUCCCGGAACCUUGCAGGCUUGCGAAGCGCUACUUUCAGUGAUGGACGCCGACGCUGCACUAAGAGACGUUCCAACUCAAACCGGUUCCGAGUAUGAAACAGCUUCUAUGGGCAGACAGGUUAGCCCCGAUACUUUGGAGGCAGGCGAAACUCUACUUUUGAUCGCACUCGACGGGACUGCCCAGCAGAAUGAUAUGCCUAAGAGCUCUACUGACGGAAUGGAAGCUGACAAUGUUUCUCCCGAUACGGCGAAUGCGUGCGAAGCGCUCCUAUCGUUGGGCGACGCUCAUGAUCGUGUCGUUGGUGGUGAACGCCACUCCAACCGAGUGCGGUCGUGCGUCAACCACUACCCGAACUUUCGUGUGGUGAACGGGCGUUGUCUGACCAUGGCAGAGAAGCCGUCAGAGCAAGUUCGCACAUCCACGAGGGUAGAUGGAUGUGCGGUCUACAAAUCUACGGUGUCUACUGAUCCUGAUCCGACAAUGUUUCUCGGGCGUGGGAUGAGCAGCCUAUCCCGGAUCAUGUUCCCCGUCCUGCCGCUCUGCGAAGCUUGGCCAAGAUCGAGGGCUGUUGCUUCGACUCCAUUGGAAUCUCUCAUACCACCUGAUGUCCCAGAUUCUGCGCUCGAUACAACCAUUCAGAAACUGGAAGAUGCGUAUAUCAGCUCGAUGGGUCAGAGCACGCCCACGAAGCCCCAGAUAUUCGAGCUUGCGGCCCCGAGCACUCCGCGAAGUGAGCAACAGCACAAGCGGCAACUCAUACCACAAGUACGAAGACACAGCGACGUCUCCCAGAUCAAACAGCUAUGGGAGAAUGUUGCACCUCGCCCAUUGCAGCCAACGUAUCCCCAGGAAGAACAGAUGCCGCAUGGCUGGAAACGCGAGGGCAAGCGCCCGGUGCAAACCGCUUCCGAGGAACGAAGAGAUAGCGUGGCUGCCGCGCAGCAAAGCCAAAGAAGGGGGUCGGAUCCUGGGGUGCGUUCUCGUCAGGGCCGGCUGAGGAGGACGUCAGGAAGACUCGAGUCUCCGCGCGAGCCAUGGAAUGGUGCAAUAGAUGCAUACACGUGGACACCCCCUUCAGCAACCCGCAGACCAAAGCCAGGUCUCUUGCAACUACCUCCACCCAUGGCGCAGACCGAAACCCAAGUGGAUAAUGAGGUAUUGCAGACCUCUCCGACCGCGCUUAGGUUUGGAGAUCCUCCCGAUGGUCCUGCGAUGCGCCUUUUGAAGGACAAGAAACGAUCACCGUCGAGUCAAGUUCCGCCCAAGCCCGUUACUCCUGACUCCCCUGAGAUACCAAAGAAGAGAAUUGAAUCAGUGUAUUUGGCUCCUACCGACUCAGGGCAUCCUCGUCAGGGACACAUUGGUGGAAAUUGGCCGCAUCCAACGAACGUUCAACGCUCUGAGCGAUCCUCGUCGGAUGCAAAUACUGAUCCGGAUUCUCUGUACGGCCUGACGGACGACGAAUCGGCGAAAAGAACGUCUGCCGCUCGAAAACCCAGCCGCUCUUCAAGUGUCGGGAUGCGCUCUCAAGCAUCAGCACGCAAGUCCGAAAAAAUCGAAUUCGCGCCGAUGCCUGAGCCAACAUCAACUCAGACAGCAGCAACCGCACCCCCUGAGCCAGGCCCUUACAAGCCAAUAGACGUCUACGCCAAGAUCAGAUCACGAUACAGACCUGGAGCGCCGCUCUCACAGACAUCCCUUCCUACACUCGAUACCCAAGCCGAGGACCCUACAUACAAAGUUCCAACAUCAAUGUUGCAGGAAGACCUCGCCAUUCAUGACAGUCGUGUUCACGAACGCUACUUCGGACCGAAGCCCAGAAUGAAGCCUCCGAGGACCGAGCCAUUGGACCAGUACGAAAACAUUGCCGAGAGAGUCCUUCACAAUCUCACCCACAAAGUUGAAAAUGCCUCCAGCGGCGACGACAGUCUAGUUUUUGGCGAGUUCAUGCGUCCUCGAGCGACGUCCGCUGGCUCCGAACGCAGCUUUGGAACGCUGUCAACGAGCUCGUCCGAGCGCGCGAGAGUCAUGUCUCUGAAACUCAAGUCGGAGAGCGGUAGGACUGUCAGUGGGUAGAGCCCACUCAGCCCGAAAUCGACUGCGUCUCUAGGGAUCACGAGCGGCACACCUGUGUUCCGAAGUGUGACUUUGAGAGAGGCCGUCAGU
Neohortaea acidophila is the source of this 3192-nucleotide messenger RNA. RefSeq lists its product as uncharacterized. The record is from RefSeq and is a predicted model, not a curated record. Bases 202 to 3102 code for a protein of 966 amino acids. NCBI's taxonomy places the organism in Eukaryota, Fungi, Ascomycota, Dothideomycetes, Mycosphaerellales, Teratosphaeriaceae. The transcript has a single exon.